AUGGCCACCGAGCCUUCCACCUCGGCGCCACUCUCCGCCGCCGCGGUCGAUGGCGACGCCGACUCCCCCGAGCCAUGGAGCGCGCGGGUGCGCACCCUGGCCCGCCUCGGCCAGCACCGGGAGGCACUGGCCCUCCUCCGCCACGGCGAUCCCUCGCCGCCGCCACACGCCCUGGCGCUUCCGGCGGCGGUGAAAUCCUGCGCCGCGCUGUCUCUCGCCUCCGGCGUUGCGCAGAUACACGCGCUCGCCGCCAAGCGCGGCCUGCUUCCGGCCUCCGACGCCUACCUCCUCUCCGCGCUGCUCACCUCGUACGCGCGCCUCCGCCUCCUCCCGCGCGCCCACCAGCUCCUCGACGAAUUGCCCCUUGCGUCCGCGGCGCCCACCACGGCUCGCACCGCCUUCAACUCCCUCAUCUCGGGAUGCGCGCUCCACUCGCUCCCGGCCGUCUGCUUCUCCCUGUUCCGCCGCAUGCGCCGCGCCGGCGUCCGCUUCGACGCCGUCACGCUGCUGGCGCUAGCCCCCGCUACUCCUGCGGGCGUCGUGCCGCAGCUCCACGCCCUCGCGGCGCGGGCCGGGUUCGCCGCGAGCACUUCCGUGGCCAACUGCCUGAUAUCCGCAUACGCUCGCGGCGGCGCCGCCCUCGCCCGCCAGGUUUUUGACGAGUUGCCGCGGGCCUCCCGCGACCUCGUGUCGUGGAACGCAGUGCUCUCCGCCCACUCCCAGAACGGCCUGGCCGUGGAAGCCCUCGAGCUCUACCGGCGCAUGCGUGGGCCGGACGGCUGCGGGGUGGAACCGGACGCCGUGACGCUCGUCGGCGUCCUAUCCUCCUGCGCUCACCUCGGCGCGCGCCGUAUCGGCCUCGACGUCGAGCGCGACGUGCGGGAGAGACUCCCCGGCUUCCGCGCCAACGUGCAGCUCUGCAACGCGCUCAUCAACUUCCACGCGCGCUGCGGCAGCCUCCCCCAGGCGCGGCAGCUGUUCGACGAAAUGCCCAAAAGGAGCAUCGUCUCGUGGACGGCGCUGAUCGCCGGGUACGGCAUGCAUGGGCACGGCGACGUCGCCGUCAGCCUCUUCGAAGCGAUGGUGUCGGAAGGCAUCCAGCCCGACAACGUCGCCAUGGUCGGCCUCCUGUCAGCGUGCAGCCACGCGGGGAUGCACAGCGAAGGCCGCAAAUACUUCUCAGCGAUGGAGAGCGCCUACCACCUGCGGCCAACGCUGGAGCACUACACCUGCAUGGUGGACCUCCUUGGACGCGCUGGCCACCUCGACGAAGCGCGAGACCUCAUCUCGUCGAUGCCCAUGCUGGCCGACGGCGCGGUCUGGGGCGCGCUCCUCGGGGCCUGCAAGAUACACAAGGACGUGGAGAUGGGCGAGGAAGCCUUCGAGCGCGUCGUCAACCUCGAGCCGACCAACGUGGGCUACUACGUGCUCAUGGCGAACAUCUACACCGACACGGGGCAGCUCGACGGCGUCGCCAAGGUGCGGGCGAUGAUGAGGCAGCGCGGGCUCAGGAAGGAGCCCGGGUGCAGCUACGUCGAGCACAGGGGGAAGGUUCACCUGUUCAUGGCCGACGACCACUCGCAUCCGCAGGCGAAGAGGAUCUACGAGCUCGUGGUCAAGCUGGAGCAAAUGGUGAAGGAGAAGACUGGUGGUGAUGGUGGUGGUGGUGUCGUCGAGAAGAAUGGUGAUAAGACGACGGCGUCGGGCACUGCCGUUCGGUUGGUGGGGUUCCAUAGCGAGAAGCUGGCGGUGGCGUUUGGGUUGCUGAACGGCGAGGGCGGCGGUGAGGUCGUGGUGAUCAAGAACCUGCGGGUGUGCGGAGACUGCCACUCGUUUCUCAAGACGGUCUCUGCUCUGUCAAACAGGGUGUUUCUCGUCAGGGACGCGAGCCGCUUCCAUCGGUUCGAGGGUGGAGCCUGCUCCUGCAGAGACUACUGGUGAAGAUUCUGGCCUGGUCUCUGAAUUCGGCCGGUUGCGAUCUGCCAGUGCCACGGAGCGUAAUGUUGGAUACCGGCCUGUCAUGUUUACUUUGUGCUGGAUGUAUG
Messenger RNA from Oryza brachyantha (malo sina), 2045 nucleotides. RefSeq names its product putative pentatricopeptide repeat-containing protein At3g11460, mitochondrial. Gene Ontology annotation, biological process: RNA modification. The coding region runs from base 1 to 1941 and encodes 646 amino acids. The record is from RefSeq and is a predicted model, not a curated record. The transcript has a single exon. NCBI's taxonomy places the organism in Eukaryota, Viridiplantae, Streptophyta, Magnoliopsida, Poales, Poaceae. Gene Ontology annotation, molecular function: protein binding; RNA binding; zinc ion binding.